This is a messenger RNA of Funneliformis caledonium, 534 nucleotides long. Lineage: Eukaryota; Fungi; Glomeromycota; Glomeromycetes; Glomerales; Glomeraceae. The record is from the annotation of a GenBank genome assembly.
AUGAAACGUUACUUACGAUCAGAUGCGACCCGCUUAUCAGAAAAAGAUAUUCAGGAUAUUAUUGGUGCUAAAAAUUCAAUGAAGCGAGCAUCAGAAGUUAUGGCAAACAAAUAUAAAAUAUCAUCUCGGCGGGUAUACCAAAUAUGGAGAGGAGUUUAUCCGCCGAUAGAUCCUAAAGAGAUGGUAUCAUAUCCACCAACAGACCCACCUUCAGAUUCUAAAAAUAUGGUAUCAACAAAUACUGAUUUAUCUCAUGUAAAAAAGACGGACCCUCACAAGUCCCUAACUAGCCCUGAAAAUAAGUCAAAAAAGACUGGGAGGGGGAAUCCAAAAGCCAAGUCUGUUCGUAUCUCUGAAUUGCCUGAUGUUAUCCUCUUGAGAUCCAUUCAGACUAAGCCAACACUGAGAAACUCUGUCGAAGGCACUCAAGGUAAAGGAUUACAUGGGGAGGAAUUAAAAGCAUUUUAUGAGAAGGGUGUUAAGGAAGACGAAAAAAGUAAAGCAGAGACAGCUCGCUUAUUGGCUACUACCUAA